This is a messenger RNA of Hypomesus transpacificus, 1312 nucleotides long. RefSeq lists its product as uncharacterized. NCBI's taxonomy places the organism in Eukaryota, Metazoa, Chordata, Actinopteri, Osmeriformes, Osmeridae. The transcript is spliced from 4 exons. Bases 440 to 919 code for a protein of 159 amino acids. The record is from RefSeq and is a predicted model, not a curated record.
UUGGGUCUGGGGGUCUGGGAGAGGAGUAGGGCAGGGCGCUGGCCAGCUGGUUGAGUAGGGUCUCACAAACAUUGAGAAACAGAGACAGAAAUUGUAUUGCUUCGGUUGGACUACUGGAGAGGAGGUACAACUGAAAUGUUUUGUUUAUAACUGUGGAUUUUUCCGGUGGACUAAAACUCUGCUCCACCUGUUUUGUGGAAGCUUUUCCAAGUUUUGGGAAUCUAACCUGGACCGUUCAGAAAAGUUUGGACGUCGCUGUGGAGUCUUUGUUGGGUUUUGAACACGUCUGCCAUUGAGACAACAACUUCAACUCAGCCCAGGGUGCAUGGGAGCAUAACUAACCUUGUCCUGGAUUUGAGCGCAGACGACUGUGUGUGAGGACGCACAGACACAUACAUGACCUCUACACUCUGCAGUGUGUUUCUUGUUACCCGAAGUCAUGUCUCAGCCUCCUUCGUCCCCGGCCACUCCAGCGUUUGUACGGAUCAGUGACCGGGACCUGACUGAGAUCGAGCUACAUUCCGUAGAGUCUAUAAAUGACCUGCACCGCACACACCCAGAACAAUACCACAACCACAAAGGCAUCAGGAGGCCUCCUCCCCUUCAGAUCCCCUCCGCCAAUGGGAUCGUCUGCCUGCCGAACUCACCGUCCGCUAAUCCAAAGCGAGGGUGGGGGAGGCUAGUGGACAUGUUGAUGCCCAGCUCCUUCCGCUCUGGGCUGGCUUGUGCCGUCGUGCUCUUCCUGCUGCUCACACUCGUCCUCAUCUUCUACUUCCUGGUCCAGCAGGGCACCGCUCUCCGGAUGCUGACUGAGGCUGUGCGAGAGAGGCAGGACGUUGCUAUGGAGAUCUCCCAGCUCAUCCAGGAACUGCAGGCCCUGAGACAUAACCUGACCUCCAUGACGACCAUGAGGCCAUGAAGAUCACCGAGGGGCAAAACAAACCGAACCCCCUGAUUCCACCAAAGAAAUCCCCCAGCUCACUGCUUUGGCCCUCCAGCUUGAUGAGGCCCUGCACAAGAGGACAGGCUGUCCAUAGAUAUACAACAAACAGCCACUAUCUCUAGCCUGGGUGGAAUGUGUUACAAAGACAAGCAGCGAGGAGACAGGAUUAGAUCUCAGUGGGCUUGCAGUGUGGUGCUUUACACUUUACUGAACUUGAAUGCAUCUCUCAGUAGUAACUUUCUUGAUCACAGAAUACGAUUCAUAGAAUUGUGAACGUUUCAGUUGGAAAAAAGCGUAUUUCUGUAGUGAAUAUGUCAACACACUUUGUUAUGUAAGCAUGUGAGGAAAAUACAGAUUUUCUGUUGAUGA